AUGGCAGAAGGUUCUGGAAGGAAACUCAUCGUGGAGGUUUGCAACGCCAAGAACUUGAUGCCGAAGGACGGUCAAGGAACCGCGAGUGCUUACGCUAUUGUGGAUUUCGAUGGUCAGAGACGGCGAACGAAGACGAAAUCGAGAGAUCUCAAUCCUCAAUGGGAUGAGAGGCUCGAGUUCAUGGUCCACGACAAAGACUCCAUGGCUUCGGAGACGCUUGAGGUCAAUCUCUACAAUGACAAGAAGUCCGGGAAACGAAGUACUUUUCUCGGUAAAGUGAAAAUAUCCGGAAGCACGUUUGUGAAGUGCGGUUCCGAAGCGAUUGUGUAUUAUCCGUUAGAGAAGAGGAGCGUGUUCUCUCAGAUCAAAGGAGAGCUUGGCCUCAAGGUUUGGUACGUUGAGGAGGAUCCACCGGAAACAGAGAAUGCCAGUGACCAGAAAGCAGAAUCAGCGCCGGCGGCGGAGGAGAAACCGCCAGAAAAUUCGCAAGACGGAGAGAAGAAAGAAGAUAAGGUAGAAGAGAAGAAAGAAGAGGAAAAGAAAGAAGAAGAAAAUAAACCUAAAGAAGAAUCGAAAGAAGAAGAAAAACCGAAAGAGGAGGCUCCGGCGGAGGUAACACCAGCGCCGGCAGUACCACAGCCUGAAAAUUCAGCGAUUGCACAAACGGAGAAGCCGAAGCAGCAAAAGGAGAAGCACGGCGAGUUGCAAAAGAGUGCUGAUCUGAACGUGAGUGAUCACGAACUGCGAUCUCUGAGUAGCGAUCGAAGCCGCAGCACUUACGAUCUCGUGGAUCGCAUGCCGUUUCUCUUUGUUCGCGUCGUGAAGGCCAAGAGAGCCAAACCUGAACCCGGUUCUGUCGUUUACUCGAAGCUUGUUAUUGGAACUCACAGCGUUAAGACUAAAAGUGAGAGUGAAAACAAAGAUUGGGAUCAGGUCUUUGCGUUCGAUAAAGAAGGACUCAAUUCGACGUCGUUGGAGGUCUCCGUUUGGUCAGAGGAGAAGAAAGAAGGGGAUGAGAGCAGCGAGAAUUGUCUUGGAACGGUGUCGUUUGAUUUGCAGGAGGUGCCUAAAAGAGUUCCUCCGGAUAGUCCUCUGGCUCCACAGUGGUACACUCUGGAGUCUGACUCUUCGCCGGGAAACGACGUCAUGGUCGCCGUUUGGAUCGGAACCCAGGCCGACGAGGCUUUUCAGGAGGCUUGGCAAUCAGAUUCCGGCGGGUUGAUACCGGAGACCCGAGCCAAGGUGUACCUUUCUCCCAAGCUUUGGUAUCUGAGACUAACGGUCAUCCAAACCCAGGACUUGCAGCUAGGUUCGAGACCCGAGCCUAAGGUUAGGAAUCCUGAGCUCUACGUGAAGGCUCAGCUCGGCGCGCAGGUUUUUAAAACAGGAAGAACCUCACCCGGCUUGGCUAACCCAACGUGGAACGAGGACCUCGUAUUCGUAGCAGCCGAGCCGUUUGAGCCGUUUCUAGUUGUAAAAGUAGAGGACGUGUCAAACUCUAAAACCGUUGGCCAGGCAAAAAUCCACGUGUCAUCCAUCGAACGGAGAACAGACGAUCGAACGGAGCUGAAGUCAAGAUGGUUCAACCUAUCAAGCGAAGACGAGAGCAAUUCGUAUACGGGUAGAAUCCACGUUAGAGUUUGCUUGGAAGGUGGAUAUCACGUGAUAGACGAAGCUGCUCACGUGACCAGCGACGUUCGAGCGUCGGCCAAACAACUUGCGAAGCCUCCAAUUGGUUUGCUCGAAGUUGGGAUUCGCGGCGCCAGUAACCUUCUCCCGGUGAAGACCAAGGACGGGACGCGUGGCACAACAGAUGCGUACGUGGUUGCCAAAUACGGUCCCAAGUGGGUCCGAACCCGAACCAUCAUGGACCGGUUCAACCCACGAUGGAACGAACAGUACACGUGGGAUGUUUACGACCCUUGCACGGUGCUCACCAUCGGCGUGUUCGAUAACGGAAGAUACAAGCUCAGCGAAGAUGGAAAAACUAACAGAGAUUGUAGGGGGGGGAAAAUUCGUGUGCGGUUGUCCACACUGGACACCAAUAGGGUGUACGUAAACUCGUAUUCCUUAACUGUUUUGCUGCCAGGUGGCGCAAAGAGAAUGGGGGAGAUAGAGAUUGCAGUGAGAUUUUCAUGCUCCUCAUGGUUAAGUCUAAUGCAGGCCUACGCAAGCCCAAUUCUACCAAGAAUGCACUAUGUUCGACCAUUCGGCCCGGCCCAACAAGACAUCUUACGCCAAACAGCUAUGAGGAUAGUAACGGCUCGACUGGCCCGGUCUGAACCGCCUUUGGGUCAGGAAGUAGUUCAGUUCAUGAUGGAUUCUGACACGCACGUGUGGAGCAUGCGGCGGAGCAAGGCGAACUGGUUCAGGGUGGUGGGUUGUCUGUCACGUGCAGCGACGUUACUACGUUGGAUGGAUGGAAUUCGCACGUGGGUGCACCCUCCAACAACGGUUUUGGUGCACGUGUUGCUUGCAGCGAUCGUGUUGUGUCCUUAUCUGGUGCUCCCUACUGUGUUCAUGUACGCUUUCCUGAUUUUACUGCUGAGAUUCCGUUACCGGCAGAGGGCUCCACAGAACAUGGAUCCGAGAAUGUCGUACAUGGACAUGGUGAGCCUCGACGAGUUGGACGAGGAGUUCGACGGGUUUCCCACCACGCGUCCCGCGGAGGUGGUUCGGAUCAGGUACGAUAGGGUGCGCGCGCUUGCGGGGAGGGCGCAGACCCUAUUGGGUGACGUGGCAGCACAGGGUGAACGCUUGGAAGCGCUGUUUAGCUGGCGGGACCCACGCGCUACGGGAAUAUUUGCAGUGCUGUGUUUGGUGAUGUCGUUGCUGUUCUACGCUGUGCCGUUUAAGGGCUUUGUAUUGGUGGCUGGGUUCUAUUACCUGCGCCACCCGAGGUUCCGCGAGGACAUGCCGUCUAUCCCCGCAAACUUUUUCCGGCGACUUCCGUCGUUUUCUGAUCAGAUUAUGUGA
This is a messenger RNA of Abrus precatorius (Indian licorice), 2976 nucleotides long. Its product is annotated as FT-interacting protein 7. The transcript has a single exon. The coding region runs from base 1 to 2976 and encodes 991 amino acids. Lineage: Eukaryota; Viridiplantae; Streptophyta; Magnoliopsida; Fabales; Fabaceae. The record is from RefSeq and is a predicted model, not a curated record.